Thunnus maccoyii (southern bluefin tuna) is the source of this 2594-nucleotide messenger RNA. It is a transcript of the gene ntn1a, whose product is annotated as netrin 1a. The record is from RefSeq and is a predicted model, not a curated record. Lineage: Eukaryota; Metazoa; Chordata; Actinopteri; Scombriformes; Scombridae. The transcript is spliced from 7 exons. Bases 679 to 2499 code for a protein of 606 amino acids. Gene Ontology annotation, molecular function: protein binding.
ACAAUCAAAUUUGUUACAAAACCUUACAUGUAGUAUGAAUACUGAGGAAUACUAUCCUGGUUAUAAUUUAUUCUUAAUUUGUGUGAAUUGGGUUACACUUAUGUCACUUUAGGAUCCAUGAGAUAUUUCCUAUUAAACAUGAAAAGUCUCUCCCUCUUCAUUUGAACCAGUGACAGCAUCUGUUGAUUUAUGAACAAUAAAGAAAUCUCAGUACAACUAUAAGUAGGCUAUCUCAGAUCGGAACUCAGUUAACCAUCAGCCUACUCCAGCGUCAGUUUAUAUCUACAUGUCAGAUCUGCAGCAGCCAAUCAUCUUCAAGCUCAUUCAAUAAACGAGGUAAUGCCUCCACCGUCUGGGAAAAGUAGCAGACGCCGCUGUGCUGCACAGGCGGAGUCGGUCGUUUCCUUCUAUUGACACAAGAUGGCGCUGUUAACUUCUGCUGCCGAUGUUCAACAGGUUUGCAGGAGCAGCAGCUUCACCGCAGGACGAACUGCACAACAGUGGAGGGAGGGAUGCAUCCUGCAAAACAAUGCAGUUACAUCUGGUCUUCAAAUGUUUUUAUUUUUAAAACCUGAUGUUGUUUGCAUGUAAAUAGAAGCCUUAAGUGUCACAUCUGGACUCCUGAUUUACAAAAGCAAAACUUGGCGGCAGAGACACUUGGGGACCGAAGGACCUACCAUGAGAAGGGCUGUGGAUGUUGUGCUGACUGUGCUGCUCACCGUGUCCCUGUCGUACCGGAGCGCCCUCGGCGGCUACGGGAUGAGUCUGUUCGCGGCGCAGACCUCUCCCCCGGACCCCUGCUACGACGAGCACGGCAACCCGCGGCGCUGCAUCCCGGACUUUGUCAACUCCGCCUUCGGGAAGGAAGUGAAAGUGUCCAGCACCUGCGGCAAGACGCCCAGCCGCUACUGCGUGGUGACAUCGGCGGACAAGGUGGACGAGAGGACCAGAAACUGUCACACCUGCGAUGCCUCGGACCCCAAGAAGUAUCAUCCUCCGGCGUACCUGACGGACCUCAACAACCCUCACAACCUCACCUGCUGGCAGUCCGAGAACUUCAUCCAGUAUCCGCAAAAUGUCACCCUGACUCUUUCCCUUGGCAAGAAGUUUGAGGUCACAUAUGUGAGCCUGCAGUUCUGCUCGCCUCGACCUGAAUCCAUGGCUAUUUACAAGUCCAUGGAUUACGGUAAAACUUGGGUACCCUUUCAGUUUUACUCGACCCAGUGCAGGAAGAUGUACAACAAGCCCAACAGGGCCGUUAUCACGAAGCAGAACGAGCAGGAGGCCGUCUGCACGGACUCCCACACCGACAUGCACCCUCUGACCGGCGGGCUCAUCGCCUUCAGCACACUGGACGGCAGACCGUCGGCGCACGACUUCGACAACUCGCCGGUGCUGCAGGACUGGGUGACGGCCACCGACAUUAAAGUGAUCUUCAGCCGGUUGCACACUUUCGGUGAUGAGAACGAGGACGAUUCGGAGCUGGCCCGGGACUCGUACUUCUACGCCGUGUCGGACCUGCAGGUCGGAGGGAGAUGCAAGUGCAACGGGCACGGAUCUCGGUGCGUAAAGGACCGGGAUGGGAGUCUGGUGUGUGAGUGCAAACACAACACCGCCGGACCAGAGUGCGACAGGUGCAAACCUUUCCACUACGACAGACCGUGGCAGAGAGCCACAGCCAGGGAGGCCAACGAGUGUGUCGCCUGUAAUUGCAACCUUCACGCUCGAAGGUGUCGCUUCAACAUGGAGCUGUACAAGCUGUCGGGGAGGAAGAGCGGAGGAGUCUGCCUCAACUGUCGCCACAACACGGCCGGUCGCCACUGUCACUACUGCAAAGAGGGCUACUACCGAGACCUGUCCAAACCCAUCUCACACAGGAAAGCCUGCAAGGCAUGUGAUUGCCAUCCCGUGGGUGCUGCUGGCAAAACCUGUAACCAAACCACAGGACAAUGUCCCUGUAAAGACGGCGUGACCGGUAUCACGUGCAACCGGUGUGCUAAAGGCUACCAGCAGAGCCGCUCGCCCAUUGCCCCCUGCAUAAAGAUUCCAGUUACACCUCCUACAACUCCAGCCAGCAGUACAGAGGAGCCCUCAGACUGCGACUCUUACUGCAAAGCGUCUAAAGGCAAACUGAAAAUCAACAUGAAGAAGUACUGCAAGAAAGAUUACGCCGUCCAGGUGCACAUACUGAAGGCGGACAAGGCCGGCGAGUGGUGGAAGUUCACCGUCAACAUCAUCUCCGUCUACAAGCAAGGAGAAAGCCGCAUCCGCCGCGGGGACCAGUUCCUGUGGGUCCGUGCCAAAGACGUGGCCUGCAAAUGUCCCAAGAUCAAACCCGGGAAGAAGUACCUGCUGCUGGGGAACGACGAGGACUCCCCCGGCCAGAGCGGAGUGGUGGCCGACAAAGGCAGCCUGGUUAUCCAGUGGAGGGACACGUGGGCGCGCAGGCUCAGGAAGUUCCAACAGCGUGAGAAGAAAGGCAAGUGCAAGAAGCCAUAGGCGGAAAAGAUGGAGAGGAAGCCGGAGAAGGAGAGGAAUUCAAGAGAAAAGCUGAGCGGGUGAUUUAAAAAAAAAAAAAAAAAAAGAGUGAAAGA